Molecule: messenger RNA, 3059 nt
Organism: Populus nigra (black poplar)
Lineage: Eukaryota; Viridiplantae; Streptophyta; Magnoliopsida; Malpighiales; Salicaceae
Product: probable disease resistance protein At5g66900
Exons: 6
Coding region: 242-3040 (932 amino acids)
Biological process (GO): defense response to fungus
Molecular function (GO): ADP binding
Source: RefSeq, a predicted model, not a curated record
GAGUAUCGUGUCAGAAAAUCCUUUUUGAAGCAAGCAUGUAUGCUAUUCCAUGUCUCAGGUAAUGGGAAAGAGGAAAGGCAUUUAUGGGUGUGAUUGACUAAGAAGAAAACAAAAUUCUUGACAUUUGUUUAUUAAAAAAUUGGAGAGAGAUACGUUGGUCCAAAUCAACAAGUAUGUGAAAAGUUGGAAGUAAGUGGGAUUCUUGAGAGUAAGAAGUGCACAUUUCCAUCGAAGAGGAGUGAUGGAAUUUGUUGUUGCUGGUUUUGUUGCAGAGAAAGUAUUAGGGGAGUUGUUAAAAUCUGUGAAGGAAGCGACGAGGAAAAAGAAAAAGUUAGAAACUACCUUGAAGAGCAUCGAAUCCACACUCAACUCUAUAAUUCCAGUCGUUGAAAGCAUAAAUGAGUUAAACGAAAAAUUAGAUCGUGAAGAUGAGGACAUAGGGAGAUUGUGGAAACAAAUAAAAGAAGGGCAGGAACUUGUUAGCAAAUGCUCGAAAGGAAAUUGCUGUGGUUCUUGCUUUAAACCGUCUAAUUGCACUGUGGAACUUAGAGAUUUCGAUAAUUCACUUAAAAGGUUCUAUGAUUUUAUUUUACCAUUGAAAGGAACAAAGAUUCUUAUUGAUACUAGGGAAGAUGUCAACGAAAUCAAGGAAAAGGCAAAUAGGAUUGAUGAGAAAGUGGGAGUUACAAGAGAUAAGGUGAAAGAAAUCAAGGACAUGGCAAAAAUCAUUAAUGAGAAGGUAGAAGUUACAAGUGAUGAGGCGAAAGGCAUUCGUAAGGAGGCGAAAGAAAUCAAGGGCAAGGCAAACAGCAUUGAUGAGAAGGUGGAAGCUACACGUUUUGAGGUUAAAGGCAUCAAGGACAAGGCAGAAGGCAUUGAUGAGAAGGUGCAGGUUACAAGAGAUGAUGUGAAAGUUAUGCAUCAGGAGGUGAUAGACAUUAAGGACAAGGCAAAUAGGAUUGAUGAGAAGAUGGAGAACAUUCAUAAAGAGAUCCAAUGCCUAAAGAUCCCUGCAUCUUUUCCUCUGUAUUUACCUCCCGAGCCACCCGCGAUAAUCGUUGGAUUGGACAAGCAGUUGAAGGAUUUGAAGACAGAACUGCUCAAGAAUGAGUUUUCUGUGGUAGUAAUAACUGCUCUUGGAGGAUGUGGAAAGACGACAUUGGCUAAAAAGCUUUGUCACGAAGAAGAUAUUAAAGGUAAAAACGUUAUUAGAAAAUUUAAAGACAACAUCUUCUUUGUUACUGUCUCCAAGAAACCAAACCUGAAGGUGAUUGUACAGAAUCUCUUUCUGCGUAAGGGACAUCCACAUGUGCCUGAGUUUCAAAGUGAUGAUGAUGCUGUCAAUCACUUGGAAAAACUGCUGAAGCAAACAGGACCUAAUCCUAUACUAUUAGUCCUGGAUGAUGUUUGGCAUGAAUCCGAGUUCCUCAUUGAUAAAUUGAAGUUCCAGAUUCCAGAUUACAAGAUUUUGGUGACAUCAACAUGUGUGCUCCCUAGAUUUCCUUCUACAUAUAGGCUGCAGCGGUUGAAUGAGGUGGAUGCCAAGAAUCUUUUUAUUAGCUCAGCAAUCCUGGCCGAUCAGAGCUCUUACAAUCCAGAUGAAAGUAUCUUGAAUGAGAUAGUGAAAGCCUGUAAGGGGAAUCCACUGGCCCUUACUGUUGUUGGAAGAUCAUUGUGCGGGCAGCCUGCAGUAGGCUGGGAAAACACUGUGUUGGAAUUGUCUAAAGGUGGUUCUAUUGUUGAAUUAAACACUGCUCUGCGUAAUUGUCUCCAUCAAAGCUUGGAAGUCUUGGAUAAUAACGUCAAGGUAAAGGACUGCUACACGGACCUAGUUUCAUUUCCUGAAGGCCAAUGGAUCCCUGCCACUGCUCUCAUUGAUAUGUGGGUUGAAUUGCAUGAUCAUGAUGAAAAUGGAGUGGCUUCUGUUGCCAGGCUCCAUGACCUUGACGCCCUGAAUUUGGUUAAUCAUGAAGUGGGAAGGAAAGAUGCAAGUGAAAUUGAUGGCUAUUACAACGAUCACUAUGUUAUGCAGCAUGAUCUUCUUCGACAGCUUGCCAAUGAUCAAAUAAGCUCAGAGCCUGUUGAACAAAGGAAAAGACUAAUCAUAGAUAUAAGUGGUAGCAAACUUCCAGAGUGGUGGAGGGAACAAAGAAAGCAACACAUCAGUGCCUACCUCUUAUCUAUCAAACACAGUCUGCCAUCUUUAAUUCCUCUCACAUCAUCCUCUCACAUCAUUUUUACAGAUGAAACAUUUGUACCGAGCUGGCCUAACUUGCAAGCACCUGAUGUUGAGGUUCUAAUUCUGAACAUUCGCUCAAAGAACUACAUGCUACCAGAGUUCGUGAAGAAAAUGGAUAAACUGAAGGCUCUCUUGAUCACAAACUAUGGUUUUGUGCCAGCUGAAAUAAGUAAUUUCCCACUUCUUUGUUCUCUGCUCAAUCUGAAGAGAAUUAGGCUGGAGAAAGUUUCAAUUCCAUCACUUGGCUUGUCCUCUCUAGAACUGAGAAAGCUUCAAAAGAUUUCCUUAGUUAUGUGUAACAUUGAUCAGGCUUUUAGUAACUCUAGAAUUCAGAUAUCAAGUUCCUUCUCGAACCUGUCAGAGAUCAGCAUUGACCGUUGUAUUGAUCUGAAGAACCUUCCUGUUUGGUUUUUUUAUCUCGUUCACCUAAAGAAACUCAGUAUCAGUAGCUGUUGGGAGCUGUCUGAACUUCCCAAGGAAAUUGGUAAGCUGGAGAAUUUGGAAGUGUUUCGCCUUCAUUUCUGUAUUCAAUUGGAAGAGGUGCCAGAAGCUAUUGAGAAAUUGUCCAAGUUGAGUGUUCUUGACAUAUCUGAUUGCUCAAAUAUCAGUCACUUGCCAAAACAGAUCGGAGGGUUACAUAAUCUAAGAAAGCUAUUCAUGAAUGGGUGUUCAAUCUCAGAGCUGCCUUCGUCAGUUGAGAACCUCAAACGUUUAGAAAUUGUCAUGUGUGACGAAGAAGUUACCAUUUUGUGGAAAUCUUUUAUCCAAAGGCUUCCAAAUCUAAGGAUUAAGCCGUGGUAAGGAGGAUAGAUUCCAUAGG